Molecule: messenger RNA, 528 nt
Organism: Entrophospora sp. SA101
Lineage: Eukaryota; Fungi; Glomeromycota; Glomeromycetes; Entrophosporales; Entrophosporaceae
Source: the annotation of a GenBank genome assembly
AUGUAUAAAGAAGAUAUUGAUGGAAAAGAUGUUAGAAGACGUGAAGGUAGAAGAGGAGGAUUCUGGAAAUACUCAAAAUUCGACGAAGAAGCAUUUAAUGAAAAAAUCCAAAAUUAUAUUUUAUCAACUUCUUCAUCACAAAAUAUAACCAAGGUUGAUAAUAUAAAUGUAUUAGGUUUGCUUGAAUCAUUCUACGAUGCUAUAAUUACAAGUAACGUGAAUUAUGAAAAUGUUGAAGCUCACGAUGACGCAACUAUUACUAAAGAUAAAGAAACAUCAUCUACUUCUUAUGACAAUGAUGACGGGGACGAAAAUAGCUCAGCUGUUAGAUUAUUAAAAUCAAUUAAGCAUAAUAACGAUCUUAUAAUCAAGAAUAAUGAUCUUAUUAAAUCUUCUUCGUUUUCGUCUUAUUUAUCAUCACCGGAAUAUCUGUUCAACUUUAACCACUUGUUUGAUUCUUCCAAUUAUUCUAAAUGUUAUAUAGCAUUUACAAAUCCCCCAUCAAUUUCGCCAAACGUGACGAAAUAA